Messenger RNA from Carcharodon carcharias (great white shark), 2708 nucleotides. RefSeq names its product RAP1, GTP-GDP dissociation stimulator 1 (gene rap1gds1). Gene Ontology annotation, cellular component: cytosol. The transcript is spliced from 15 exons. NCBI's taxonomy places the organism in Eukaryota, Metazoa, Chordata, Chondrichthyes, Lamniformes, Lamnidae. Gene Ontology annotation, molecular function: guanyl-nucleotide exchange factor activity; protein binding. The record is from RefSeq and is a predicted model, not a curated record. Gene Ontology annotation, biological process: positive regulation of GTPase activity. Bases 328 to 2151 code for a protein of 607 amino acids.
GGAGAGCGAGGUGAAAGGCUGAAGUUAAACGUUUCUCCCUCCCUCUCACCUCGAUCCCCCCCCCCCCCUCCCUCCUUCCUUCCCUCCCGUUGUCUUGCCGACCCGAUCCGUACCUUGCAGCCCGGCCGUGCCUGCUUUCCGAAUUCCCUCGAGACACGCAGCCGGCGAGAGAAGCGGGCCUCCGCUGCAGCUCGGCCACCCUCCCCUUUGUUGGGGGAGGGGGGGGUGGGGUGGGGGCUGGUGUUGGCGUAGAGGCGAAGGCGGCAGAAACAGCGAUCAAAAGAACAACAAACUGUCAGCGGGGGCCUCGCGCCGAAUCGGCGCGUCAUGGAUAAUCUAAAUGAUGCCCUACAAAAACUGAAGCUAACUGCUGCUGAUGGUACAUCAGAUAAUGUAGAGGGAUGUCUUGACUGUUUACUCCAAGCCCUGGCUCAAAACAAUGCGGAAACCAGUUUAAAGGUCCAGGAGAGUGGAAUCCUUCAAGUUUUCCCACGUCUGUUGUCUCCACAUUGUUCCUGUGUAGCAAAAGUAGCAAACAUCAUAGCAGAAAUAGCCAAAAAUGAAUUCAUGCGAAACCCAUGUGUGGACACAGCAUUGAUACCACCUUUGGUUCAGCUGUUGAAUAACAGAGAUCAAGAAGUGCUUCUUCAAACGGGACGUGCCCUGGGGAACAUUUGCUAUGAUAGCCAUGAGGGCAGGAGUGCAGUUGACCUAUCUGGUGGCGCACAGAUAGUAGUUGACCACUUACAGACACUAUGCAGUAAUAUUGAUGCGGCCAAUCAGAAGCUCUUGACUGUCUUUUGUGGCUUCCUGUUGAACUAUAGCAAUGAUAAUGAUUCCCUGCAGGCCCAGCUGAUAAACAUGGGAGUCAUUCCUACUUUGGUUCAGUUAUUAGGAAUACAUUCUCAGCAUACAGCACUGACAGAAAUGUGCUUGGUUGCAUUUGGUAACCUAGCAGAGAUAGAGUCCAGUAAAGAGCAGUUUGCAUCAACUAAGAUUGCAGAUGAACUUGUAAAACUCUUCAAAAAGCAAACUGAACAUGAGAAGAAAGAGAUGAUUUUUGAAGUCCUCGCUCCAUUGGCAGAACAUGAUGUCAUCAAACUACAGCUGGUUGAUGCAGGAUUAGUAGACUGUCUGCUGGAACUUGUCCAAGAGACUGUGGACAGUAAUAAAGAAGAUGAUAUCUCUGAGCUUAAAACAGCUUCUGAUCUCAUGGUAUUACUGCUUUUGGGUGAUGAAUCUAUGCAGAAGCUGUUUGAUGCUGGUAAAGGCAGUGUCUUUCAAAAAGUGCUGUCAUGGCUUCCUUCAAAUAACCAUCAGCUGCAACUCGCUGGAGCACUGGCCAUUGCAAAUUUUGCAAGGAAUGAUGGAAACUGUAUUCACAUGGUGGAAAUUGGAAUUGUGCAGAAGCUAUUAGAUUUAUUGGAUAGGCACGUGGAGGAGGGGAAUGUGACAGUACAACAUGCUGCACUUAGUGCACUCAGAAAUCUGGCUAUUCCUGUAUUAAAUAAAGCUAAGAUGCUGUCAGCAGGAGUUGCAGAGCAAGUGCUGAAAUUUCUCAAGUCUGAGAUGCCACCCGUCCAAUUCAAACUACUUGGAACAUUACGCAUGCUAAUUGAUGCGCAAGCUGAAGCAGCUGAUAAGCUGGGGAAGAACAUUAAACUGGUGGAGCGUUUGGUAGAAUGGUGUGAUGCGAAAGAUCAUGCAGGCGUCAUGGGUGAAUCGAACAGGCUGCUAUCUGCACUUAUCAGACACAGUAAAUCAAAGGAUGUUGUCAAGACCAUUGUUCAAAGUGGUGGUGUUAAGCAUUUGGUCACUAUGGCAACCAGCGAACAUGUUAUAAUGCAGAAUGAAGCUCUUGUUGCUUUGGGACUGAUUGCUGCUCUGGAACUUGGUACAGCUGAACAAGAUCUGGAGAACGCAAAACUUGUGGAAAUUCUGCAUAAAUUACUUUCUGAUGAUACCAGUGCACCUGAAAUAAAGUACAACUCAAUGAUAAUGAUUUGUACCAUAAUGGGAUCAGACCUUCUGAGGAAGGAAGCACAAAAUAUGCCAUUCAAAGAGGUCAUGUCAAAGCUUCGUCGCCACGAGAAUAAACUUGUAGCCCAGCAGGCAUUAGUGACGGAGCAAAGAUUGAUUAUUGAAAGCUGAGAUUUGUUCCUGUUUUCCUGUUCUUCAGUGUCUUGUCACUGGGUCACCUUUGUCUGCUGUGAAAUGCUCCAGCAGCACCCUUGCUUCUCACUUGUCGUGCAUGCAUUAGAUUGGUCCAGUCUUGACAAACAAACUGGGACCAAGGUACUUUCAGCUGUAAGCUGUGGUUUUAAAAAAAACUUAGCCAUUUGUCAUGCCAUGUCCAUUUAAUGUCCCUUAUUGCCUGAAGCAAUGUGGUAGAACUUGCAUGUUGUAGUAAAAUAACAAUGUGACAAUGUUUAUAGAAAAAAAUGCACACCUCCCAUACAGCUAUCCCAUUCCGUACAGCACUGUAAAGCUAUCAACUGGGGAUAAUGCAGGAUGCAGAAAUUAAACCUGAGUUUUCCUUUAUAUUCAGAUGUUGAAGCUUGCUUCAUUCUUAACGCUUCCAAAAGCCUCAAAAAAAAAGUGGAAAAAUAAACUAGCGUGCAUCAUCAGUCCUUCCAAGUGUCCAGAUGUUGGCUGUUAAUGAUGUAAAAUCAUGGUACCUAGAAUUAAUAAAUUAAAUCUCGAGUUCC